GUGAUUGAGCUCUGGAGGGGGGGGGCCCGGAGUAAGUAAGAGCGAGAACAAACAGCUAUAGCCGGCACGCAGUUGGAUACUUCCCUCAAUCUGCGAGCAGCCGCUGCCUUCGCCACCGCCUUCUUCCUCCCUGUAUGGAGCUUUCCGCUAUUGGGGAGCAGGUGUUUGCUGUGGAGAGCAUCAGGAAGAAGCGCGUAAGAAAGGGUAAGGUGGAAUAUCUGGUGAAAUGGAAAGGAUGGCCCCCCAAGUACAGCACGUGGGAACCUGAGGAACACAUUCUUGACCCUCGUCUGGUGAUGGCUUAUGAAGAAAAGGAAGAAAGAGAGCGUGCCUCAGGUUACAGAAAGAGAGGUCCCAAACCCAAGCGCCUGUUGCUGCAGAGACUAUAUAGCAUGGACCUGAGGAGUGCCCACAAAGGGAAAGAGAAACUCUGCUUUUCUCUGUCCCGGAGGUUUGGGGGAGGAGGAAACAACUUGGCAGGGGCCAAGGGAGGGCAGACAGAACUGUCUGAGAAGAGUGGCGGAGCGGUCCUGCCCUUUCCUCUUCGGAAACAGAGCAAGAACCAGAAGUACCUGCGCCUUUCACGGAAGAAGUUCACCCGCAUGUCAAGCCUGGAGAAUCGGAAUCGUCGUCGAGAAUUUUUCUUGAAGGAACCCAUGGUUCUUGAGGACAGGCAGCCACCCAAUGAUUGGGAUGAUGCAACACAACCUGCUACCAAGGAAGUGGGCCCAGAGACAGCAGAAGUCCCUUUUGCCUGGAGCCCUGCAUUGCCCCCAAAUGAAGUGACAGUUACAGACAUCACAGCAAACUCCAUUACCGUGACUUUCAGAGAAGCUCAGAUGGCAGAAGGCUUCUUCCGAGACCGGAGUAUCCAAUUCUAAAUCUGCUGUUUGUUAACUUUUCUCUCUC
Messenger RNA from Protobothrops mucrosquamatus (brown spotted pit viper), 909 nucleotides. RefSeq names its product chromobox 7 (gene CBX7). Gene Ontology annotation, cellular component: PRC1 complex. The transcript has 6 exons. Gene Ontology annotation, biological process: negative regulation of transcription by RNA polymerase II. The record is from RefSeq and is a predicted model, not a curated record. The coding region runs from base 135 to 881 and encodes 248 amino acids. Lineage: Eukaryota; Metazoa; Chordata; Lepidosauria; Squamata; Viperidae.